AUGUCCUGGUAUUCACAUCACUCAGGGGCGGCCGUCGAGGUCUCCUCGUCCCAAGACGACCUCUGGGCUGGUCCGUCCAACAUGGAGAGAAGCACAUCUCAAUCGACGAGUCGCACGGCCGACAGCAGUUAUACAGCCACCUCGUACUCUUCGGGGUGUUACUCGACUGGCUACUCGUCGGCCGGUCCGUCGCCCAUUACAGACGGCGUCCUUUUGGAGCACACACAAAGUGCAUACCCAACCUCAUAUCCUGAAGCCCACGACACGGCCCACCUCCUUUCCGCGCUCGGUGCCCAAUACCACCAUGCGGGCCAACAACUCCCUCAGGAACUGCAGUUCUGCAGUCCCCUGCAGCACUUCGACGGGAGGAUGGGCAGCAUCGAAGACGCCGCAAGACAGGCCACCGAGAUCGCGCGUUCUCUGAUCGCCAAUGAACGAGCGCUCGGUCCGUACGAGCUGGGAGUCGUCACAUUCCAGGCAGUCGAGGAAGCUCGCCAGCGGCUCGAGAAGCAGGGUCUCGAGGCAUCGCCCCGGGCUGCGGUGCAGAGGGUCGUCUACGAGCUGCUCCACCGUCAGUUGAACGACGCGGACGGCUGCUACACCGACGCGAACCUAGUCCUGGAGGAAGCGGCGUACCAGUUGCAAGUUCAGGUCCAAGGAGAAGAAGCACUCGACAUCUGCUACCUUGCCAUUGUGUCGGUUCUUGCAGAGCUGAGGGCGGACUUGGAAGCCGAGUGCUACGGGCCAAGCACAAGCACAAGCACAAACACAAGCAUGAGCACAGCGGAAACGUCCAGUUUCCAUCCCACAACGUCAGUCGCACGGCCGUCAGCACAAAAGGAGAGGUACCGAUGUCGCCAUCCGGGUUGUCGGGCGGGAGCCAGCCGGCCGGCUGACCUCGAGAGACACUAUAAAGUCCGGCAUGAGGAGGAGGACAAGAAGACGAAGUACUUCUGCGACUACAAGAGGUGCAGUCGUCACAAGACCCCUUUCUUUCGCCAGGACCACUUCCGGGACCACCUCAGGACCUAUCACCAAGAAGACCUGCUGCGCAGGGGCAACAAGGGCGACAAGAAGUGGUGGGAUUCCCGCGCCCCCCACGCGGUGAACGAAGGCUGGUGGCGCUGCGGUCGGUGCCUCGGACGAGUCCGCCAGGCCAAGCACGGCUUUGUCUGUCCCGGCUGUGGAAGUCCUUGCGAGAGCGAACGCCAGAGAUACAGACUGGAUGGCAAGGUCUGA
Messenger RNA from Chaetomium strumarium, 1239 nucleotides. RefSeq lists its product as uncharacterized. The record is from RefSeq and is a predicted model, not a curated record. Bases 1 to 1239 code for a protein of 412 amino acids. The transcript has 2 exons. NCBI's taxonomy places the organism in Eukaryota, Fungi, Ascomycota, Sordariomycetes, Sordariales, Chaetomiaceae.